AUGGUUGAUGAACCAAAUGAAGGGGAUCCUUUUUACACUACUUAUAUAUUGUUUCGUGAGUAUUGGUUUCAAUGGGGACGCCUAAAUAACUACAUCAAUGUAAUGGGGUAUCAUCCUGAAUAUCUUGAAUGUUACAUGAAACUAAAGGAUCAUCUUUUUCGUGGUGACUUGCCAUUACCUUAUCCAGAUCGUUACUAUAUAGCCAUUAUUGUAAGUUUCAUUGUUUAA
This is a messenger RNA of Schistosoma bovis, 228 nucleotides long. The record is from the annotation of a GenBank genome assembly. NCBI's taxonomy places the organism in Eukaryota, Metazoa, Platyhelminthes, Trematoda, Strigeidida, Schistosomatidae.